Messenger RNA from Meriones unguiculatus (Mongolian gerbil), 2209 nucleotides. RefSeq names its product family with sequence similarity 118 member B (gene Siral1). Bases 639 to 1739 code for a protein of 366 amino acids. The record is from RefSeq and is a predicted model, not a curated record. The transcript is spliced from 8 exons. Lineage: Eukaryota; Metazoa; Chordata; Mammalia; Rodentia; Muridae.
AACGGUUUUCGCGUGGCCCGGAUCUCCGUUCCUGGAGAGCACCGCCCCGGGGAGCGUGUCACACCUGGGGACACGACCCCACUCAAAACACCUCCCCGCCCCCGCGCCCUUCAGGAGCGAAGCUGGCUCCUCAACCUCCACCGGCACCUGUCUCGUCCCUCUUAGCAACCACGUCCUCGGCGGCUCCACGAAGGGACGUGUCGUGCGCCUUCUCAUCUUCUUGCCGCUCUCCCUCCCGAGAUUCCCGGAUCUCUCAUCUUCCAGCCUCUCACUUUGCGAUCUGCCAACCCCUUUGUUUCACGUUGUUUGUAACCAGUCCUUCUCCCGAGAAUGACUGUUCUUUUCCUUUAUCCAGGACCCCCGUACGCCCUACCUCGAGAGCACGGGUUAUUCUGACCUUCCUCGGGAGUUCGUUUCUUGGGGUCUCUGCUCCUCUCCCUUCCCUUUUCUAUUCUUCCCAAGAAAGGGCAGAAAGUAAGGGAGCACAGACCUUUUGCCUCCUUUAGUUUUUCUUUCCAUAGCUUGAAACUGUCGAACCCUCUCCCCAUUUCCUACAAGAGACUCCCGAGCUGCAAACGACGACUCUCGCAUCACCAAGGGCAGCUGGGAAUAUGAACAGCUGUUUGGAAUGAAACUGGAUGGCUUCUACAGGGAGCCAGGCCUCUGAUAUAGACAAGAUUUUUGGAUUCUUCAAUGAUGGCGAACCCCCCACCAAAAAGCCCAGGAAGCUGCUUCCAAGUUUGAAAACCAAAAAACCUCGAGAACUUGUGCUGGUGAUUGGAACAGGCAUUAGUGCUGCAGUUGCACCACAGGUCCCAGCCCUGAAGUCCUGGAAGGGCUUAAUUCAGGCCUUAUUGGAUGCUGCUAUUGAUUUUGAUCUUCUAGAGGACGAGGAAAGCAAAAAGUUUCAGAAAUGUCUCCAUGAAGACAAGAACCUCGUCCAUGUUGCCCAUGACCUCAUUCAGAAACUCUCCCCUCGUACCAGUAAUGUUCGAUCUACAUUUUUCAAAGACUGUUUAUAUGAAGUAUUUGAUGACCUGGAGUCAAAGAUGGAAGAUUCUGGAAAACAACUCCUUCAGUCUGUUCUCCAUCUGAUGGAAAAUGGAGCCCUAGUAUUAACUACAAAUUUUGAUAAUCUCUUGGAACUAUAUGCAGCCGACCAGGGAAAACAGCUUGAAUCCCUUGACCUUACAGAUGAAAAAAAGGUGCACACCUUGCCAUCCUGGUCGAGCUGUGUAUGUAUUGUGCAGGUCCUGGAGUGGGCUCAGGAGAAGCGGAAGCUAAGUGUGUUACACAUCCAUGGGGUAUAUACCAAUCCUAGUGGCAUUGUCCUCCACCCCGCUGGAUAUCAGAACGUGCUCAGGAACACUGAAGUUAUGAGAGAGAUUCAGAAGCUCUAUGAAAACAAGUCAUUUCUUUUCUUGGGUUGUGGCUGGACGGUAGAUGACACCACUUUCCAGGCCCUGUUCCUAGAGGCUGUAAAGCAUAAAUCUGACCUAGAGCAUUUCAUGCUGGUUCGGAGAGGAGAUGUAGAUGAGUUCAAGAAGCUUCGAGAAAACAUGCUGGACAAGGGGAUUAAGGUCAUCUCCUAUGGAAAUGACUAUGCUGAUCUUCCAGAAUAUUUCAAGCGACUUACAUGUGAGAUCUCCACAAGAGGCAGAUCAGCAGGGAUGGCAAGAGAAGGCCAGCUAAAUGGUUCAUCUGCAGCACACGGUGAAAUACGAGGCUGUAGUACUUGAGCAAGCGGGAGAAAUUUACCGUUAGACCACGCUGUGGGGCCUUCCUGUGGAUGUUUAACAAGCAAACUUACAAGAACUCAGCACAACUCCCUGAAGUUGAAGCUUGGGGUAGAAUAGGGGUGGUAAUGUUGCACCUUCCCUUCAUGCUGGCUGUUUCUUGAUACUGCCUGGUCCAUUUUAAUACCCAAUGAUAUCAGGACCCAAUGCAGCCCCUACCUAUCCCAACACUGGACAUGCUUGUCUACACAGCAGACCAAUGUGGUGGCUCCUGGCUAUGGCUGCAGCUCUGCAGGACUUGGGGAGCAAGAAGUCAUGGAGUCAGUGGGCUCUUGUUGCAGUUUUGUACUCUACUUGGUUUUUCAAUUAAGCUUAUGGCUUUUUUAAACAUGACUUGAAGCUCUAGUUUUCUAGAUCUUUUACAGUGUACAGUAUUUUACAUAACUGAGCUGUAUUAAAAGCUUGUUCGUUUA